AUGUCGUUGUUGAAUUUUUCUCCUUUGGAUGUACAUGGCAGGCCGUAUGCUAUACAGGAAUUCAAUGGAAAAAUCACUACAGGAUCCUCAGAGGAUUUUCACAACGCUCAGAAAAGUGAAGUAUUAUCCAUGUAUCCUAUGAUUGACAAAUCGAAGUUGAACGCUCUUCAACAUUGCAUAGCUCGAGAUGAAGUUCAGAAUUUAUAUACUCAAAAUGAAGAGAAGAAUAGUGGGGUUUAUCAAGCUUGGAACAUUUGGAAUCAAGAAGGGAUUACAGGUGUUGUCGAGCAUGUAACGAGUGCUACAGAAACUACAAAUCUUUGGCCUAUCGCCAAAUUAGGUAAAGGAAUAAUAAAAGUGAGGAACGGCGUUUCUUAUCUAGCUUCCAAAGUUUUAUCAUCUCUUCCACAAGAUGAACUGGAUAAUUUGCUCCAAACCUACGGUCAUACCUUAGAUUGGAAAGACAAUUGGAUCAGAUGCAUGGCUUUCCAUGAAAGUGGUAAACGUUUAGCAGUUUGCCAGCGUUCUGAUUAUAUACGGGUUUACACAAUUAUAAAUAAUAAUGAAAAUGUAGCUCCUCUAACUUUAAAACAUCCGUCUCAGAAAAACGUCUCUUGCAUGUCUUGGCAGAUGUUUGAUCACAGAGUUCUAGCCGUCGGCGCUGGUGAUGCUAUUUUAAUUUGGCGAUUGGUCAACAAGACUUUCACCUCAAAACCUUCUGGUCAAUGUGCUCAAGUAAUAGAUUUAUCGAUAGGACCUAUAUCACAGAUAGUCUGGGAUAGAACUUCUAGUAGUAGCUUAUUCGCAGUUUCGCCAAAUCACAACAAAAUUAUGAUCGUCGAUUCUAUAAGUGGAGAAGUUGAUUCAGUUGGAGCUUGGACAGGAGGCUGCAUCACUAGAAUUGUUCCUACUCGAGAUGGCAAACGAUUAGCUGUUUUAUACACAGGGAAUCUUCUGAGAGUUUAUGAUCGAUCAGAUUGGAGUUCUGAAAACUGGGGUGGCCUGGAUGGUAGAGCUGUUGAUGCUGUUUGGUCACCUAAUGGAGAAUGCCUCAUGUUUUCUACCGAGUUAAGUCACCAGCUCUUCUCAAUCGCCUUCCAUUCCAAAGAGUUCGUCAACGACGACGGUCAAAAAGAAAUGAAACUUAUAGGAGAAACAGUGGCCCAACCAAUGUUUGAUGUAAGUGCCGUUGAAUUCGAUCCUGCGGAGCUCAAUAUUACCAAUCACGAAGCCAGACCAGUACAAGUAAUUGGUGGCGAAGUUCAAUCAUUAGCUCUUAGUCCUGACGGACAGAGACUAGCCGUUCAAUUCAAGCAUAACCCUGAAGUGUUCGCAAUUUUUAUUGUUGACUGGCAUCCAGUCUUAAGACUCAUUCCGAUAGGAUUAGCCGAAGCCCCUGGAUCAGGGAAAGUAACUAUUCUGGACUUUGUUCCUCAAUUCCGGGACGGAUCAUUAUUAUUCGCUGUAUGGUCUGAUGGACUUGUACAAUAUCUGCCAUUGAUUUAUGGAGCACCAACAUCCACUGGGUUUUCGAAAAGCAUUCUAGGAUUCAGCCCGCACUUUCUUGAAAACCAAUCGUUCUAUCAGGAUGCCAUGAACAUUUCCUCGCAAAAGUUUUGA
Molecule: messenger RNA, 1620 nt
Organism: Auanema sp. JU1783
Lineage: Eukaryota; Metazoa; Nematoda; Chromadorea; Rhabditida; Rhabditidae
Source: the annotation of a GenBank genome assembly